Molecule: messenger RNA, 1467 nt
Organism: Yamadazyma jaroonii
Lineage: Eukaryota; Fungi; Ascomycota; Pichiomycetes; Serinales; Debaryomycetaceae
Source: the annotation of a GenBank genome assembly
AUGGUUGCAUUGGACAGAAAGAGAAAGGCUUCACCUUCAUCAAAUGGUACUGCCAAAAGAAUUAGAUCCACUAAUUCCAAUGUUUUACAUUCAUAUUCCCGAUUGCCUGAAAUCAAUUCCAUCGGUAAACCCAAAUCAACUAAAUUAGACGUAUUUGUUUGGGGUACUGGAUCGAUCUGUGAAUUAGGACUUGGUCCUUCUGCCAAAAACAAAGAAGUAAAGAGACCCAGACUCAACCCAUAUUUAACUUCAGAAGCCUUAAAAGGUGAAAGUAUUGUUGAUUUUGCUGUUGGUGGAAUCCAUACUUUAGCUUUAGCUUCUAAUAAUGAAUUAUGGUCUUGGGGUGGUAAUGAUAGUGGAGUUUUAGGUAGGGAUACUUCUAAAGCCAAAGAAGUGUUGAAAGAUAUGGAUGCUGAAGAAAGUGAAGAUGAAGAUGGUGAUUUGAACGAAGCUGAAUCCACCCCAGGGAAAGUUGAAGGUUUACCUUCUUCAACUAUCGUGCAAUUAUGUGCUACUGAUAAUUUGAGUGCUGUUUUGUUAGAAAAUGGGGAUGUUUGGGCUUGGGGAUGUUUCAGAAACAAUGAAGGGCUCUUAGGGUUCUUAAGAGAUGAAAUCAAGAUCCAAAAAACACCAAUGAAGAUUGCUGAAUUCAAAAAUAUCGUUCAAUUGGCUGGUGGUAAAGAUCAUAUUUUAGCUUUAGACUCCAAGGGGAUUGUUUGGGCCUGGGGUAAUGGUCAACAGUUCCAAUUAGGAAGAAAGAUCCUCGAUAGACAUAGAUAUAGAGCUUUGGAACCUCAACAAUUCGGUCUUUAUAACAUCAAGUAUAUUGCCAGUGGAGAUUUCCAUUGUUUCGCUAUUGACCAUGAUAGUCAAGUUUAUGCUUGGGGAUUGAACCAAUACGGCCAAUGUGCACUCACUAACUCCAAGGGAGAGUUAGAAGAUGAAUCCUUGAUCACCAAACCAACAGUUAUUCCUCAAUUAUCCGAUUUAGGAAUCGUACAAAUUGUAGGGGGUGAACACCAUACUUUAGCUUUGGAUAACAAUGGUCAAGUUUGGGGCUGGGGAAGAUAUGAUAUGAAAGAAGUUGGUAUUCCUAAAGAUAAAUUACCAGACUCUACCUUCAAGGACCAACAUGGAAAUGUUAGAGCUAUCCCCGUUCCUACCAAGUUAAUUAUUGGUGCUGACAGUGUCAAAUGUAAAACCAUUGGUACUGGAUCACAUCAUUCCUUCGCUGUAACUGAAGAUGGAAUGGUGUUUUCUUGGGGUUUCGGUGAUACUUAUGGUCCUGGUUUAGGUCCUUUAGAUGAUGACGUUGAAAAACCAACUAGAAUCGUCAACACUGCCACCAAGUACCAUGAUAUCACUCUCAUUGGUGCUGGAGGUCAGUUCUCCGUCAGUGGAGGUGUUAAAAUAGAUGAUGAAGAUAAGGGAGAAGAUAGAUUAGAAAAGUAUGAAGACCUUGAAUAG